Papaver somniferum (opium poppy) is the source of this 1994-nucleotide messenger RNA. RefSeq names its product probable polygalacturonase. Gene Ontology annotation, biological process: carbohydrate metabolic process. The record is from RefSeq and is a predicted model, not a curated record. NCBI's taxonomy places the organism in Eukaryota, Viridiplantae, Streptophyta, Magnoliopsida, Ranunculales, Papaveraceae. Gene Ontology annotation, molecular function: polygalacturonase activity. The transcript has 5 exons. Bases 242 to 1732 code for a protein of 496 amino acids.
CCAAAACCUGAGCUCAGCUCCAUUUUCAGUUAAAAAACACUUCUUUCCCAUCACCAUCUCUGAUCUGAAUUGUUACCCAAAAUCAAGAAAACAAAACCCUCACUACUACCCCCAACUCAAACAGCAAUAAGAAAAUCAUGAGUCAACCCCCCCUGAAUUCUCCUCCAUCUUCUUCAGAUCUCAUCAUUACCCUUUCAAUUUCCAUAUGAUUUUUUCUCAAGAUUAGAUUUUUACCAAAAAAAUGGUAAUCCCAUCAUCAUCAUUUACAAUAAGAAGAGUAAAUCAGAGCAGCAAAUUUGGGAAAUGGACUUCCUUUUGUUCGUUAAGACAAAGUUUAUUGAUAACCCUUUGGUUAUCUGUAUUCAUUGUGUUAUUCAUUUGGCAGAAGAAUUUAUUUGACGGGUUAUUGAUUUUCAGAAGAAAUUCUGGGUCUGGGGGUGUUUUGAUGAUACCUAAGUUGAGACCAUUUGUGUUUAAUUUGACUGAUUUUGGUGGUGUUGGAGAUGGAAGAACUGUGAAUACUAGAGCAUUUGAGAGGGCAAUCUUGGAAAUAUCUAAAUUGAAGAAUAGGGGUGGUGGGCAGUUGAAUGUGCUUGAUGGGUAUUGGCUUACUGCUCCAUUUAAUCUUACUAGUCAUAUGACUCUUUUUCUGUCUCAAAAUGCUGUCAUUCUUGCUAUUCAGGAUGAGAAGUACUGGCCAUUGAUGCCCCCAUUGCCGUCAUAUGGAUUUGGGAGGGAGCAUCCUGGUCCUCGAUAUGGGAGUCUGAUCCAUGGUCAAAAUCUCACUGAUGUCACUAUUACAGGUCAUAACGGUACCAUCGAUGGACAAGGUAAAUCAUGGUGGGAUAAGUUUCGACAGAAACGUCUCAACCACACAAGAGGUCCACUCGUGCAGAUUAUGUGGUCACGUGACAUCCGGUUCUCUAACAUAACUCUGCAAAAUUCUCCCUUUUGGACACUCCAUCCCUACGAUUGCAAGAAUGUCUUUGUAACAAACGUCACCAUACUGGCACCUGUUGUUGGUGCCCCAAAUACUGAUGGAAUCGAUCCUGAUUCAUGUGAGAACAUGGUAAUAGAGGACUGUUACAUCAGUGUUGGGGAUGAUGGGGUUGCAAUAAAAAGUGGUUGGGAUCAAUACGGAAUCAAUUACGCAAAGCCUUCUACAAACAUUCUCAUCAAAAAUGUUGUCAUUCGUUCUAUGGUCAGUGCUGGAGUAUCUAUAGGCAGUGAGAUGUCAGGUGGAGUCUCAAAUGUAAGAGUAGAGAACCUCCACGUUUGGAGCUCAAGACGAGGAGUGCGGAUCAAGACCAGCCUUGGUAGAGGAGGGUACGUUCGAAACAUAACCUAUCGUAAUAUAAUGUUUGACAAUCUUCGAGUAGGAAUUGUUAUUAAGACAGACUACAAUGAGCAUCCUGAUGAAAGAUAUAACCAUAAGGCAGUCCCAGUAAUUGAGGACAUAAGCUUUACUGGUAUCUACGGAAACGGUGUCCGUGUUCCAGUCCGCCUUAAUGGAAGCUUAGAGAUACCAGUGAAGAAUGUUGUUUUCAGAGAUAUGUCUGUAGGUAUAACUUACAAGAAGAAACAUAUUUUCCAAUGCGCUUUUGUUCAUGGUCGUGUAAUUGGUUCUAUUUUUCCUUCCCCUUGUGAAAACUUAGAUCGGUAUGAUGAGCAAGGCCAGCUUAUCAGGCGUUCUGCAAUGCAUAACAUUACUAACAUAGAUUACGAUUUCUGAUCAAAUAGAGUUGCAGAUUCUUGUUCUCUUGAAACAGUUUCAGUCUUUCGCCUUUCUUGGCUUGAUCCAAUUUAACAUAUAUCAUACUGCUUUAGAUUCAGCAGGAAACUCCAAAUCCCUUUCUUGGUAGAUGAGAUCUUUUUCUUUAGUUUUUGUAUCAUUUUGUUUUGUUUGAUUCUUUCCUCCUCCACUGUUUGGUUGUCAACUUGUAUAUUACUUUCAUAAUUCCAAUUGUUUAUAUUCAAAUUUUAAAGUUGCUUCA